CCAGGGAAGCCCAGUGUGAGCUGAACCUUGCCCCAGUCAGCCCUGCAGCAGCAGAAGAGGCAAAACACCACUCUUUUCUCGAGCCAAAGACCAUGACAAGCUGGUUGUACCUCCUACUGCUUGGCACCUCUCUGGCAGUGCACUAUGGGGAAACCGUUUUCCUAAAUCAAGAAAAGGCCAACAAUGUCCUCAAGAGGACCCGGAGGGCUAAUAGCCUAUUUGAAGAGGUCAAGCAAGGAAAUCUUGAGAGAGAAUGUCUUGAAGAAACCUGUUCUUUUGAAGAAGCCAGAGAAGUCUUUGAAGACAAAGAAAAAACAACAGAAUUCUGGAAUAAAUAUAGAGAUGGUGACCAGUGUGAAAACAAGCCUUGUCAGAAUCAAGGGCUCUGCAAAGAUGGCCUUGGAGAAUACACCUGCAUAUGUAUGGAAGGCUAUGAAGGCAAAAACUGCGAAUUUUCAAAACUAACACUCUGCAGCUUGGAUAAUGGAGAGUGUGACCAUUUCUGCAAAGAAGAAAUGAGCACCGUGGUAUGCAGCUGUGCUAGUGGUUACGUCCUGGGAGACGAUGGCAAAUCCUGUAUCACCACAGAACCCUUUCCAUGUGGAAAAUAUACAGUGGAAAGAAGGAAGAGGUCAGCUAUAGAACCCGACAUGGAACGUAUCUCUUCUUCAUCCUUAAAGGAGAGUUUACCUGCACAUUUGGAGACAGAGACCCUGGGUCCCACAAAGGAUCCUUUAAAUGGGCUCUUCCCAAAUUACACAGAAACUGAAGACGAUGGAAAUGAUUUCAUAAGGAUCGUUGGCGGAAGAGAUUGCAAUGACGGAGAGUGUCCAUGGCAGGCUCUUCUCAUAGAUGAGAACAAAGAAGGCUUCUGUGGUGGUACAAUAUUGAAUGAAUACUAUAUCCUUUCUGCUGCUCACUGCAUGUACCCAUUGAAGAGGUUCCAAGUGUUGGUAGGUGAGCGGAACACCGAAAUCGAAGAUGGCAAUGAAGAGGCCCAUGAAGUGGAGAAGAUCUUGACACACAAAGGAUUUGUCAGAGAAACCUAUGACUACGACAUUGCUCUCAUCAAGUUAAAGAACCCCAUCCGGUUCCGAAGGAAUGUAGCUCCUGCGUGCUUACCAGAAAAGGACUGGGCUGAGGCCGUUCUGAUGAAUCAGAAAACGGGCAUCGUCAGUGGCUUUGGACGCAUCCAUGAGAAAGGCCGCACUUCCACUAUACUCAAAAUGCUGACAGUUCCCUAUGUUGAUCGGAACACAUGCAAGUUGUCCAGUUCCUUCACCAUCACCUCCAACAUGUUCUGUGCUGGCUAUGACAACAUGCCUGAAGAUGCCUGUGAGGGAGACAGUGGCGGCCCCCACGUGACCAAGUUUAAGGACACUUAUUUUGUCACUGGAAUUGUCAGCUGGGGAGAAGGAUGUGCUAGGAAGGGAAAAUAUGGAGUCUACACAAAAGUCACUGCCUUCCUUGGAUGGAUAAAGAAAUCCAUGAAAACAAAGAAAGUUCUGUAGAACUGGCUGAGGCUUCUGUAGCAGUGGUCUGUUCCCCUUUCUAACCCUUUGUUUGGCUAAAAGCUUCCUCUAUAGGUUAGUUCCAUUUACUACAGAAUGUUCUGAUUAAAAAGAAUUCUACUCAAGUGAUCUUCCGGUAGCGUUGGGGGUGUGUUUUAUGCUCCUCUUCUGUGGUUAGGGUUCCAGGUCUCAAAAGGGAAGAUUCAGUACAACUCCAAAUCUCCCUGAAGCAAUAUCAUUGUUCUGAUUCCACUUCAGGUCCUCCUUUAGUUACUAAAUUGCCAUUUGGUCUGCUGUUGACACGGGUUUUCUCUUACUCAAUCUGAAGCAGUAAAAUUCCUGUCUAGACAACUCGUCCUCACCUCGCCCUUGCCAGCUUGGAUAUAUUUUCUUUUAGAAACCCCAUCACAUUUUGCUAGAAAUCUAGGAUAUCCUGACUGUUCCUCCUGUUUCAUAAGAAGUGCUAUUUUAAAAGAAAAUUAAAACAUUUUGUAUUAGCAGA
Molecule: messenger RNA, 2013 nt
Organism: Dromiciops gliroides (monito del monte)
Lineage: Eukaryota; Metazoa; Chordata; Mammalia; Microbiotheria; Microbiotheriidae
Gene: F10
Product: coagulation factor X
Exons: 8
Coding region: 93-1511 (472 amino acids)
Biological process (GO): blood coagulation; proteolysis
Cellular component (GO): extracellular region
Molecular function (GO): calcium ion binding; serine-type endopeptidase activity
Source: RefSeq, a predicted model, not a curated record